Messenger RNA from Gastrolobium bilobum, 2860 nucleotides. RefSeq names its product pentatricopeptide repeat-containing protein At2g21090. Gene Ontology annotation, biological process: RNA modification. The record is from RefSeq and is a predicted model, not a curated record. Gene Ontology annotation, molecular function: protein binding; RNA binding. Lineage: Eukaryota; Viridiplantae; Streptophyta; Magnoliopsida; Fabales; Fabaceae. The transcript has a single exon. Bases 280 to 2100 code for a protein of 606 amino acids.
UUUGGGCUUUUGCCCCUUUGCAAUACUAAAAAAAACUAAAAAAGAAAGGCAAACGCGGUGGAAAACAGGCCCAUAUGGGUUUAAGUUUCAGAUGCCUAUGGCGCAGUGAGUGGUUUUGACUUUUCUUUUCCGCCAAGAUCCACCGUCCAUGGUGGUCGGAGCUGCCUUAACGAAUCCCCCAUUCCAGUUUCCGACCAAUUCCAAUUCACCAUCACAGACAUAGAUGAUGAAGUUCAGAUUACAGUUACACACUUCACAUUCACUUGGUCUUUCUCUGCAAUGCCAAUGUCAAUGCCAUCUCUCUCAUUCCGAAUCCUCAAGCGUUUCAAAUCCACCAAACUGUGCAUCGUUAAGUUCGUCCUCUCUUCCCAUGACAGCCUCUCCGAAACCGUUUCUUCUCUGGACCUGUUGCACCCCAAGGGCAUUCGCUUACCCUCACGUGUUCUCGCUUCUCUCUUGCGCCAGUGCUCGAACACAAGGUCUUACAAAGAGGGCAAGUUGGUUCACCUCCAUUUGAAGCUCACCGGUUUCAAACGACCCACCACUUUUCUAGCCAACCAUUUGAUUUGUAUGUACUUCAGGUGCGGCGAUUACGUUCAGGCACGCAAGGUGUUCGACAAAAUGGAGGUUAGAAAUUUGUACUCUUGGAACAAUAUGCUUUCUGGGUAUGUUAAAUUGGGGAUGAUGAAGCAAGCUAGGAGAUUGUUCUCUCAAAUGCCUGACAAGGAUUACGUAUCGUGGAAUACGAUGGUUGUUGGCUAUGCACACAGUGGGAGGUUUGGUCAGGCUUUGUGGUUUUAUGGACAGUUGAGGAGAUUGUCUAUAGGAUAUAAUGAGUUUAGCUUUUCCAGUGUCUUGAUUGUUUGUGUAAAAUUAAGAGAUUUUGAACUUUGUAGGCAGAUACAUGCGCAGGUUUUAGUUGUAGGAUUUUCAUCCAAUGUGGUUAUAUCCACCUCAAUUGUUGAUGCUUAUGCAAAGUGUGGAAAGAUGGAAGAUGCAAGGAGAUUUUUUGAUGACAUGUCCUUGAAGGAUAUUCCUGCGUGGACGGCAUUAGUUUCGGGUUAUGCCAUAUGGGGGAACAUGGAAUUAGCUGCUGAAGUCUUUAGUCAGAUGCCUCAAAAAAAUUCCUAUUCAUGGACAUCUUUGAUUUGUGGUUAUGCUAGAAAUGGUCUGGGUCAUGAAGCACUUGGAGUGUUUAGAAAGAUGAUCAAGUAUCAAGUUAGACCUGAUCAAUUUACAUUCAGUAGUUGUCUCUCUGCUUGUGCCACUAUUGCUUCAUUGAAGCAUGGUAAACAAAUACAUUCUUUUUUGGUGCGAAAUAAUAUCAGACCUAACACUAUUGUUGUUAGUGCUAUUGUUGACAUGUAUUCAAAAUGUGGAAGCAUGGAAAUGGCAUGGCGAGUCUUUAAUUUCAGUGGAAAUAAGCAAGAUGUAGUGUUGUGGAACACCAUGGUAUCGGCACUGGCUCAAUAUGGCAAUGGUAUAGAAGCAACUAUGAUGCUAAAUGAUAUGAUAAAAUCAGGAGUGAAACCAAAUAGGGCCACUUUUGUUGUCAUUCUAAAUGCUUGUAGUCAUUCAGGGCUUGUGCAGGAAGGACUUCAGUUUUUCAAUUCCAUGACUAGCAAACAUGGUGUUGUCCCAGACCAAGAACACUAUGCAUGCUUAUUUGAUCUUUUGGGUCAAGUUGCAUGUUGUAUUGAAUCAGUGAAGGAUCUGCAGCUGACGACUUGUAAACCAGGUGACCAUGUUUGGAAUUCUUCGCUUGGUGUAUGUAGAAAGCAUGGAAAUAUAGAACUUGGAAGAGAAGUAGCUGCUUUCCUUAUUAAAUUACAGCCUCAAUCCUCUGCUGCCUAUGUAUUACUUUCAAGUAUAUAUGCCGCACUUGGGAAAUGGGGAUUGGUUGAGAAAGUAAGACAUAUUAUGGAUGAAAGGCGUGGGAGUCAAGAUCGAGCCAUUAGUUGGAUUGAAAUUGAAAAUAAGGUUCAUGCUUUCACUGUAUCAGAUGGGUCACACCUUCCGAAGAAAACAAUGUACUCAGCUCUGGGGCACUUAAGUAACCAGAUGGAGGACAAUGUCCCAUUACCCAACUCUGAAAUGUGAAAGUUAGAGAAAUAUUUUUCCAGUAGAUCAUUUUUUGUAGAGAGCAGGAAUAUAUUUCAUUUUCGGAGUUAUUUUUAUCUUUCUUUUUUGCUUUCUUUUUAUUGAUAUAGAUUCUGCAGAGUUGAACUUCCACGCUGGUAUAUUUAUAAGAUGUUACCUCCAGAAAAACUGAGGAGGAAUUAGAAGUGGGAUUCGGGGAAGAACAGACAAUUGAUUUUCCUGAAAGAUUUCUUGCUUCCUUUUUUUUUAUACCCAUUAUUUUGUUUGUAUAUUUCACCAACGGAAUAAAAUAAGAAAAAUUUUCCCGUAUCAAUGAUCUCUCUUCAUAUUUUUUGGAAGCACUUCUCUUUCCUUACUAUGACUUGGAAUGUUGGCCGUAGGGUCUUGACGAUGGAAAAUGGAAAUGCUAUUUGCGAAUUACAAAAACCGAGUUCCUAAUGGACAUGAUCACGGAUACAGUGAUAGGUGGAUAUUGCAGGACGUUGGGAUGCAAAUGACUGCAGGGAUUCCUAAUGGACAUGAUCAUGUUGUUCUAGAUCACACAGAAUCAUCCUUGUUUGGGAUCUCACUCACUACUCAUUCUCCAAAGUGCUUCAUGUUGUAUCAGUUAGGGAACGGUGAACCGAUCUAUGCUAGCAAACUGGUACCAUAGUUUUGACAGUUUGAUGGUUUAUGCAAGGCUCUGGUAUUUGAAUUGGAAUCCGUUAGGAGGUGUUUGGCACGGAGAAUCUGAUAGGAAUGUUGGGAGAGUGGGAUAGGU